Messenger RNA from Prorocentrum cordatum, 1036 nucleotides. NCBI's taxonomy places the organism in Eukaryota, Dinophyceae, Prorocentrales, Prorocentraceae. The record is from the annotation of a GenBank genome assembly.
GCAGGAGCACCUCGAGGCCCGCCUGAAGCAGCUCGAGACGGAGAACAGGCGCCUGCUGGACAAGCUCCAGGCCAGCCCCGUCGCCAGCGUUGCCGGCUACUCCGCCGCCGACGGCUCCAGCGUGCCUCCCGCGGCGGGCCGGGCCCCGCCGCCGGCCCAGCUGGGCGCCUCCGCGCUGGCCGGGCGGAGCGCCUCGCCGUGGGGCUCCACGCCGCAGUCAGGCGGCCGCCCCACCUCGCCUGGCGCCUCGUCGCGGGGCAGGGCUCUUCCGGACCUGUACGGGCUGGCGGCGCCGCUGUGCAGGCAGGGCGGCCUGCCGCGGGGCGGUAGCGCUCUGCGGAAGGCGCGCGAGCGCGCGCUGCAGGAGGUGCAGAGCGCCAUCGAGCGGGGUGCCCCUGCCUCGAGCUGGUCUGGGCCAGGCACGCCCCUGCAGGCGGCGGUGCAGAGCGGGUGCGCGGAGUUCACGGCGCUGCUGCUGGCGGCGCGCGCGGACGUGGCCACGCUGGACGAGAAGGGCGUCAGCCUGCUGCACCAUGCCGCCUUCGAUGGACAGGCCGACAUAUGCAGGAUGCUGGUGAAGGCGGGCGCCAACGUCAACGCGUGCGACUGCCACGGCCAGACGCCCCUCUUCUUCGCCCCCAGCCGCACGGUCUGCGAGACCCUGUACGCGAGCUUGGCAGACACCAACGUGAUCAACGCCAAGGGCCAGUGCGCCCUCCACCUGGCGGGUCGAGCUGGGCUCUGCGACGUGAUGUCCUGGCUGCUGGGGCGCUGCAGCCGCGCCAUGUUGCGCCUGCGGGACGAGCACGGCCUCGUGCCCGCGGACUACGCGCGCCAGGCGGGCGUCAGGCCAGAGAUCCUCGCGAAGCUGGAGCCCGGCGGCGCGCGCGCGGCGGUCUUCGCUCCGCCGGGCAGGUCCGCGCAGGACGCCGAGGUGCCCGACGAGGCCGCGAGCCGCUCGGGGGACGAGGGCGCUGGCCACGCGGCAUCCCGAGUGCUGCUGCAGAGGCGUCCAGAUGCUUGCCACGAGGCGUGA